AUGGAGGCGGGCCCGGUCGCCGCCGAGGGAAACGGACCCACGGCUGUGAUCCUGCCGCUCGGACCCUCGCGCGCUCGUGGGGAAUACGGGGUGCUUUGCAUUCAGGAAUACAGGAAAAGCAGCAAAGUGGAGUCAAGUGCACGGAGCACCUUCAUGGGCCUGAAGGAGCACUUGGGACAUGACCUUGGCCACCUUUAUAAGGAGAGCGCUGACCCACAGCUAAGUGCAGCUGUGCCUUGGCCUAUGGUAGAGAAGCCAACAAUGGAUACAGUCAGUGCAGGGAAGGAAGAAAAAGGGCUGUCUGAAGCGAACGUGAGCUCUGGUGACUCUGAGGAAAGCACGACUUCUGAUCAUGAGUCAGAACAACUGAGUAGCCUUUCAGUAGAGCCAUGCUUAUUAACCAAGACUCACAGACAGUUAUGUCGUUCUCCCUGCUUAGAGUCUCACCUACUGAAACACAGUGACAUUUUGCAAGACUUUAAAUUAGAAGAGUCCCAGACUCCAUCCAAGGAAGUGAAGAAAGCCCCUGAUGUGGUUCGAGAAUACCAAACAAAACUGGAGUUUGCACUUAAGUUAGGUUAUUCUGAAGAACAGGUCCAGCUUGUGCUAAACAAACUUGGUACUGAUGCUUUAAUCAAUGAUAUAUUGGGAGAACUUGUCAAACUUGGAAAUAAAAGUGAAGCUGACCAAACAGUUAGUACUAUUAACAGCGGAAUGCGAGAAACAUCAUCCCUGGAAUCGCAGAGGUCGGAAUCUCCAAUGCAAGAGAUUGUAACAGAUGAUGGUGAAAAUCUGAGACCAGUAGUUAUUGAUGGAAGCAAUGUGGCAAUGAGCCAUGGAAACAAAGAAGUAUUCUCAUGCCGAGGAAUAAAAUUGGCAGUGGAUUGGUUUUUGGAAAGAGGCCACAAAGAUAUAACGGUCUUUGUUCCUGCUUGGAGAAAAGAGCAGUCCCGACCUGACGCCCUCAUCACAGAUCAGGAAAUUUUGCGUAAACUAGAGAAGGAAAAAAUCCUGGUAUUCACACCAUCACGGCGUGUCCAGGGCAGGCGAGUGGUGUGCUAUGAUGACAGGUUCAUCGUGAAGCUGGCUUUUGAGUCUGAUGGUAUAAUUGUGUCCAAUGAUAACUACAGAGAUUUGGCAAAUGAAAAACCAGAAUGGAAGAAGUUCAUAGAUGAACGGUUAUUGAUGUAUUCCUUUGUCAAUGACAAGUUCAUGCCCCCAGAUGACCCUCUUGGCAGACAUGGCCCAAGCCUGGAUAAUUUUCUGAGGAAGAAACCUAUUGUUCCUGAGCACAAAAAGCAGCCUUGUCCCUAUGGAAAGAAGUGUACGUAUGGACACAAGUGCAAAUAUUACCACCCAGAAAGGGGCAGUCAGCCUCAGCGGUCAGUGGCUGAUGAACUUCGUGCCAUGUCUAGAAACACAGCAGCCAAAACUACAAAUGAAGGGGGACUGGUGAAAAGCAACAGUGUUCCUUGCAGCACCAAGGCUGAUAGCACUUCGGAUGUUAAACGAGGUGCUCCAAAGAGGCAGUCAGACCCAAGCAUACGGACUCACGUCUACCAAGACAUAGAGGAAAAGCUUCCCACCAAAAACAAGUUGGAAACCAGGUCUGUACCUUCCUUAGUCAGUAUCCCGGCCACUUCUACUGCAAAACCCCAAAGCACUACAUCUUUAAGCAAUGGCCUUCCAUCUGGAGUUCAUUUCCCACCUCAGGAUCAAAGACCACAGGGACAAUACCCUCCAAUGAUGAUGGCAACCAAAAAUCAUGGAACGCCAAUGCCUUAUGAACAGUAUCCAAAAUGUGACUCCCCUGUUGAUGUUGGAUAUUAUUCCAUGUUGAAUGCAUAUUCUAAUCUGAGUAUCUCAGGCCCCCGAAGUCCUGAAAGGCGUUUCUCAGUAGACACUGACUAUCGAGUAAAUUCUGUAGCUUCAGACUGCAGCAGUGACGGGAGCAUGAGCUGUGGGAGCAGCGACUCGUAUGUGGGGUACAAUGACCGGUCCUACGUCAGCUCUCCUGACCCGCAGCUAGAAGAGAGUCUCAAGUGUCAGCACAUGCACCCCCACAGCCGCCUUAAUUCCCAGCCCUUCCUACAGAAUUUCCAUGAUCCCUUAACCAGAGUUCAGAGUUACAGUCAUGAAGAACCAAAGUUCCAUCACAAGCGUCCUCUUCCACACUUGGCUAUGCAUCUGCAGCACCCCGCCGUGGGUGCCCGCUCCAGCUGUCCUGGGGAUUACCCCUCUCCACCAAGUUCAGCACACUCUAAGGCCCCACACCUAGGGAGGUCCUUAGUGGCCACGAGAAUAGACAGCAUUUCUGAUUCUCGACUCUAUGAUAGUUCUCCUUCAAGACAAAGAAAGCCUUAUUCUCGCCAGGAAGGCCUAGGAAGCUGGGAUAGGCCAAACUAUGGGAUGGAUGCGUACAGCUAUCGGCAGACUUACUCCUUACCCGAUAACUCCACACCCCCGUGCUAUGAGUCGAUCACCUUCCAGAGCCUGCCUGAGCAGCAGGAGCCCACCUGGAGAAUCCCCUACUGUGGAAUGCCACAUGAUCCUCCGAGGUACCAGGACAGCCGUGAGAAGAUUUAUAUCAAUUUGUGCAACAUCUUCCCCCCUGACCUUGUGAGGCUCGUCAUGAAAAGGAAUCCUCACAUGACAGAUGCCCAGCAGCUUGCCGCAGCCAUUUUAGUGGAGAAAUCGCAGCUGGGUUAUUGAAAAGAUGAUGCAUCUUUGUGGUGUUGAGUAGUUUUUUGUUCAGCUCAGUUGCUGAGGGAGGUUUGCUACAAUAGCACAUGUGAUCUCCUUCUCAGCAGGGAGGUUAUAUAGUAUCCAUUUAUGUGAAAUACUGUAUCAUGGAAUCUGUAUGGAACCCCACUUGGUGGACUUAUCACGGGAUUGCUUUACAUUCAAACUUUUUUUUUUUUAACAUUUCCUUUUUAAAGCUAUACACUUGGCUGGAAGUUUCUCCAGUUUGAUUUAAUAGAUGUAUCUGUGAUCUUUGAUAUUCCUCUUUGGUGCAUCAGGGGUUUAUAUGCAGCACUUUUUAUCCUUGUUUCCUGUCCUGUUAACUUGGUGUUUGUCUGUCAACUGCAAGCAAUUGCAGUGUCUCCAGAAUGUGGAGGUACUGGACUAGACCUAGCAAACUAUUUCCUCAAGCCAAGCUUAACUAGAAUCCUUUACAGCUUUUUAAGUUAUUUUUAUUUGGGGAAAGUGGGCUUCUUUGUGCUAUAAUCAUUAUUUAUAGAAACAAAGAUAUACUACAGCACUGACUUUAUAUUUAAAAAAAAUAUAUGUUUCCAGUUAUGUUAAAAUGGUAAUAGUACAUAUUAGAGUGAUUCCCAGUAUGGCACUUUUUAUUUUAUUUUUGUUUGGAUGUUUCCUGUUAAGAAAAUUAGUUAUUUUAAAUGGUCAGUUUAAAAGAAAGCAGAUGCAAUCAAUGGAAAAAAGUUUCCAUUUUUUUUUUUUUAAAGAAUAAGGCAAAAGCUGUAACUGUUACAGGUUAAAGCUUUGCUUUCCAGCUAAAAUGUGCUUUUUGACAGUAGAAAUGGGAGUGCAGUCCUUGAUUUCCAUUAACAUGUAUUUUUAAUCUCUGUCUUUUUGUGGGAGGCACAGUACUGGAUGAAUAGCCCUUUCUCAGUACUUGCCUGUUUUUAAUGAAUCCAAGUAUUCUCAAUGCAGCUUUUAUAUUUAAUACACUCUAGCUUUCCCGCUAUUUAUUGAGGCUGGCCUGAGGUGGUCUGAUGUGUUGAGAAUAUGCAACAUUUACUGAUACUGCACUGUAGAAAUGACAACAGAGGACUUGUAAAUGGUAACUUAAAGUUUUUGUAAGAUAUUGUAUAUUUUCCAUUUUCCUGAAGGUAGUUUUUUGGGGGGCCUGUUAUAUUAUUAAGGCCAGACUCUUGCCACAAAUAGUGUAGUUUUAGAUACAGACUAAAGUCUGUUCUAGUAUUAGUAAGGGAUAUUUCUGGUUGCAUCAUGGGUUUUGCUUGCUGUAGUGACCUUUCUGAGCAUCGGGAGAUUGAUUUAUGGUCAGUGCAGACAGUGUUGUGAUGGACAGAAGCUGCCUCUGAUUGUACUUGUUGCAAGGACAAGUCCAGCUCUGGUCCUGUAGUCAGCCUGGAUGCUCUGACCUAGAUGUUCCUGCAGUCUCAGAGGCAACACCCUGAAAACCAGAAAGUACCUUUUACUGUUGAUACAAAUUGUAUCUUUUUAACAAUAAGAACUAUUUUGAUUUGUAGAUCUAGUUAAAAACACAAAUGUGUAACUAUAAUUAGACUUUUG
This is a messenger RNA of Grammomys surdaster, 4278 nucleotides long. It is a transcript of the gene Zc3h12c, whose product is annotated as zinc finger CCCH-type containing 12C. The record is from RefSeq and is a predicted model, not a curated record. Gene Ontology annotation, molecular function: RNA endonuclease activity; mRNA binding; metal ion binding. The transcript has 6 exons. Lineage: Eukaryota; Metazoa; Chordata; Mammalia; Rodentia; Muridae. The coding region runs from base 1 to 2712 and encodes 903 amino acids. Gene Ontology annotation, cellular component: cytoplasmic ribonucleoprotein granule; nucleus.